Girardinichthys multiradiatus is the source of this 2743-nucleotide messenger RNA. RefSeq names its product golgin A7 family, member Ba (gene golga7ba). Gene Ontology annotation, cellular component: palmitoyltransferase complex. The transcript has 5 exons. The record is from RefSeq and is a predicted model, not a curated record. Bases 37 to 549 code for a protein of 170 amino acids. NCBI's taxonomy places the organism in Eukaryota, Metazoa, Chordata, Actinopteri, Cyprinodontiformes, Goodeidae. Gene Ontology annotation, biological process: peptidyl-L-cysteine S-palmitoylation; protein targeting to membrane.
CUGAUCCUCCUUGUCCCACUAAAGAGACUUCAGCACAUGAAGGGAUUCUUCCCCACGUCCACGGAUGGCAACAUGGCGACAGAGUUCCAUAACCUACAGGAGCUGAGGCACAGUGCAUCUCUUGCCAACAAGGUGUUCAUCCAGAGGGACUACAGUGAAGGGACCACAUGCAGGUUUCAGACGAAGUUCCCCUCUGAGCUGGAGAGCAGGAUUGAGCGGACUCUGUUUGAGGACACUGUGAAGACACUGAACAACUUUUAUGCAGAGGCAGAAAAGAUUGGAGGCCAGUCUUACCUGGAGGGCUGCCUGGCAUGCGUCACGGCUUAUCUCAUCUUCCUCUGCAUGGAGACUCGCUACGAGAAGGUGUUAAAGAAGAUAGGAAAAUACAUUCAAGAGCAGAAUGAGAAGAUCUAUGCUCCCAGAGGUCUGCUCAUCACGGAUCCCAUUGAAAGGGGAAUGCGUGUUAUUGAGGUAUCCAUCUAUGAAGACCGUGGUUCCAGUGGCUCCAGUUCUGGCAGCAGUUCCGUGUCCGGUAGCACCGCUCGAUGACUGGGCGCGGAGCCUGUCCUGCAGGAAAACUUAGGACAAUAAUAACACUCGUGUUCCAACAGCCGUUGCAUCCCACACAUUUACAUUCACACCAAGCACUCACCAGCCUCCACAAAAAUGUUUGUGUCCAUGACCUGUCAUCAUAAACCUGUUCCACAGUAGACAAAAUGCACACUUUAGCAGUUUGUCUCAAAGAUAUGUACAUGUAACGAUGCAUUUCAGACAUGACUCUUAAUUUAACACAGAAAGAAAUCAAGGUGAAGGAAUGGUCCCAAAAAGGUACAGAGUUGAACACCAACAGGGUACCAGCAUUGUGACUACAAGGUUUUUAAAAAUUAUUUCUACCUUCUUCUCCUCUCUACCUUUAUGUUCUGCUACAAAAUAUAGACAGCUGAAAUAGAACCACAAAGUUCCACCUAAAUGCAAUUUAGAAUUAGCAGUAAACAUAUUCUUGUUUUGACUGCGGCAGAAGUCAGUAUGCUCUAAAAGUAACUAGCACCUCUCAGAGCAAAACUCAGCUAAUGUUUAAUGUUCUCUUUCUAUCAGGAGUUAACCAUUGGGUAAUUAAUAAAUGAUCACUGUUUGUUCUUUUUCCACCAAAGAUUCUCCAGGGCUAGUUUGGAGCCAGUUCCUGCUUUGCACCGAAUCUUUCCACGUAAUGGACCAAACCUGAUAGUGUUAUCUCAACACUUAGUCUGCUUGAUCAGACCAAAUAACUGCAUUCAUCAGGGGCAAAUCCAUGAACAUACUUUCAAAGGCAAUAUAAGGUUUUUAAAUAUGAAAGAACGUGAGCUCAGUGUCUGUUUUACUGACAUUCUUGCAACAAACGCCUCUGGGUGGACUGCAGAAAGCUGUGUUCACAAUUACAGUUUUUAGUUGUUUUCAUCUGUAGAAAUUGUCAAGUGAAGUUUAUAAAUCAUGCUGAACAUUUAUAAAAGGUAAGGAAUGCUGGUUAGUAUUGUCCACCAACAACGACACCUGCUUAAAAGAUUGUUUAUAAAGCAGACUGGUAAUAGGCCCACCAAAGCAUGACUUUUCUUUAACGACAGGAUAAUUUAUCUAAAAUGUGUACAGUAGCUUUCAAUGAAAUUGUACCAAGCUGGUUUGUUGGCUAAGGAAAAUCAAUCUUGUUCGCAACUGCUUUUUAAAGAACAAGUUAAGAACCAGUUCUGAUGCAAAGACCAGUUCUGGUCUAGCAGUGGAACCAACAUAGAGAAACGGCCCUGUUGGUUUUCAGAGAGGAUAAUGUAUCUUUGAAAGUUAGAUCAAAUUUGACCACAAUUGCUCAAUGGGACCAUUCUUUUACCUUUCUGUUUCUUCAAAAACUAUCGUUUAGGAUAUAGAAAUGAGACCUGUUCCCUAUAUCUCCAGCCAGAACUUCUCCAUCGGACGGCAUCGUUUCUUUCCUUUCUGCCAUUUUGAAGGGAAAAAACAAAAAGAAAGAAGUGCAGAGCCAAGUAAAACCAUAAGCUUCACCAAACCUUAUACUUCAACUAACAUCGAGUAGCUGCACAACCAAGUCCAGAUCCCUCACCAAUUAGGAGGCUUUACUGAACUCAUUCAAAUCAACUCUGAACGUUAGGAAGAGUUUUUUUUUUAACGUUGUGUUUUCUGUUGUUUAAACUGACUGCAGAGACAGUUUUAUUCAGUGACGCCACGCUGAAGUUCACUUGCCAAACGAUCAGUUAGCCAGCGUUGAGCAUUUCUUCCUCUAUUACCUCUUAUGUUUUUUCACACUGCCUGGAAGCAGAUGAAUGUCAACUUAUUCAAGUAUAUAAUGUAGCAGAUCUUCUGUAUUUCUCUCUCUUAAACCUGCAUUUUCUUUGCAGGGCAUGGAGACACAUGCAAAAAUAUGAGAAUUAACCUCUUCUGUUUUAGUGAGAGAGGCGGCUUUUCCUAAAUUUAGAUUAUGCAAGGACUCACUGUGAGUUAGGUCCGGAUGUAAGGAAAGAAAGGAUGGGUCAAAAUGUCUUCCCAAAUUUUACUUUGUCAUUUUAGAACUACACCCACCCUUUCUUGAUUCAUGGACAAACUUCCAAAGAACAGUAACUGCCAAAAAAAAAAAACAGCUCAUAAAUGUGAAUGUCACUUUUAUUUUGAUAUUUUGUGAAAGUAUAAGUUUUCAUAUUGCUUGUUUGAUACAUGUGGCAUAAGGUCAAACCAAAUGGAUGUCAAAUAAACUGUUUCAUCACAA